Messenger RNA from Impatiens glandulifera, 869 nucleotides. Its product is annotated as transcription repressor OFP8-like. The record is from RefSeq and is a predicted model, not a curated record. NCBI's taxonomy places the organism in Eukaryota, Viridiplantae, Streptophyta, Magnoliopsida, Ericales, Balsaminaceae. The coding region runs from base 2 to 847 and encodes 281 amino acids. Gene Ontology annotation, biological process: negative regulation of DNA-templated transcription. The transcript has a single exon.
GAUGGAGAACCAAAAUCAAAGCAAGUUGAAACUGAAAAUCUCUCGUAUGUUCCGUUCUUCAUUCGGUUAUUGUAAAUCAGUUUCCGAUGUCAUCGAACGCCCUCCGCCGCCCUCCGCCGCCGACCAACCCCAUCGUCACUACCAGCUAAUCGAACUCUUCUCACCAAAGAUCGAACCUUCUCGUCAUACUCGCCGAGAUAAAUGGUCGAAGUUCGUAGAAUCAGUUGACCAAAACUGUUCCCUAGCCAAAGAUCGAAUCUUUCAAAACAAAAAAGUUCAAUAUCACUCUCCCAUCGCCAUCGCCCCUCCCGUCACACCCAUUUCUCCGAUCAAAUCAUUUUCGACUAAACAGAAGAAUCGAAAACAGAAGAAACAUAGAAAGAAAAGAGCGACUUACAGCAUGGACAAAUAUUACGAGUUUUUCAGCAGCAGCAGUGAAGAAGAUGAAGAAGACGACAGAACAACGGCGACCCUUUUCUCUUCACGGUCACUUUCGUCUGAUUCGUCGGUUUCAUUCCGGGGAGGUGUUGAGAGAAGUCGGAUGAGAAGGGAAGGAAAGGCGGUUGGUAUGAACAUGAUGAUGAAUAUGAUGAUGCCGGCGAUAGAGAUGAAGAAAGAUGAUAUUAAAGUGAAGGAUAGUUUGAUGGUUGUGAAGAAAUCAAAGGAUCCAUAUAGCGAUUUCAGGAACUCGAUGGUGGAGAUGAUUGUUGAGAAGCAGAUUUUCGCGGCAAAGGAUUUGGAGAAUCUUUUGCAGACUUUUCUGUCUUUGAAUUCGAGUAAUCAUCAUAGGGUUAUUGUUGAGGUGUAUACUGAGAUUUGGGAGACACUGUUUUCUAACUGGUCUUAGAUUAAUGGCUAGGGUUCUUGUU